This is a messenger RNA of Salvia splendens (bonfire salvia), 1497 nucleotides long. Its product is annotated as protein DETOXIFICATION 49. Gene Ontology annotation, molecular function: xenobiotic transmembrane transporter activity; antiporter activity. Gene Ontology annotation, cellular component: membrane. The record is from RefSeq and is a predicted model, not a curated record. The transcript has a single exon. The coding region runs from base 1 to 1497 and encodes 498 amino acids. Gene Ontology annotation, biological process: xenobiotic detoxification by transmembrane export across the plasma membrane. Lineage: Eukaryota; Viridiplantae; Streptophyta; Magnoliopsida; Lamiales; Lamiaceae.
AUGAUGCCUCAAAUCACCCCUUCAUUAUCAACUCACCCCCUCCUUCCACCACCGGAGAAGCAUGACUCCGCGGCCUCCCGCCUCGUCAAGGAAGCCGCGGCCCUCUUCCGGCUGGCCCUCCCUCAGCUCAUGACCGCCCUCCUCCUCCACUCCCGCUCCGUGAUCUCCACCCUCUUUUUAGGCCGCCUCGGUCCCCUCCCCCUCGCGGGAGGCGCCCUCGCGGUCGCCUUCGCCAACAUCACUGGCUACUCCAUCCUGUCCGGCCUCGCGGCCGGCAUGGAGCCCAUCUGCUCCCAAUCCUUCGGCGCGAAACGCCUCCCCCUCCUCGGCCUCACCCUCCAACGCGCCACCCUCCUCCUCCUCCUCGCCUCCCUCCCCAUCUCCCUCCUCUGGCUAAACAUCACCCCCCUCCUCCUCCUCUCCGGCCAGGACCCCGCCAUCGCCGCCCAAGCCCACACCUUCCUCCUCCACUCCCUCCCCGACCUCCUCGCCCUCUCCCUCCUCCACCCCCUCCGCAUCUACCUCCGCUCCCAAUCCAUCACCCUCCCCUUAACCCUCUCCGCCGCCGCCUCCCUCCUCCUCCACCUCCCCCUCAACCUCCUCCUCGUCGACCGCCUCCGCCUCGGCGUCCGCGGCGUCGCCAUCGGCUCCGCCAUCACCAACCUCAACACCCUCCUCUUCCUCCUCUCCUUCCUUUUCUUCACCGGAAAACACAAAUCCACAUGGUUCGGCUUCUCCAAACAAGCCCUCUCCGGCUGGAAACCCCUCCUCGAUUUAUCAAUCCCUAGCUGCAUCUCCAUCUCCUUAGAAUGGUGGUGGUAUGAAUUAAUAAUCCUCCUCUGCGGCCUCCUUGUUCACCCCAAACCCGCCGUCGCCGCAAUGGGGAUUUUAAUCCAAACCACAGCCCUCAUCUACGCAUUCCCAUCCUCUCUCAGCUCCAGCCUCUCCACUCGGGUUGGCAACGAAAUCGGAGCCCGCCAGCCCGAUCGGGCUAAAUUCGCAGCCCUAGUCGGCCUCUCCAUCAGCUUCCUCCUCGGCCUUGCCGCCCUCCUCUUCGCCGUAUCAGUCCGAAACACAUGGGCGCUAAUGUUCACCGACGAUCAAGACAUCAUCCGGCUGACUACGCUAGUCCUCCCGAUAAUCGGGCUCUGCGAGCUCGGGAACUGUACGCAGACGACGGGCUGCGGCGUGCUCAGGGGCACGGCCCGGCCCAACGUCGCGGCGAAUAUCAAUUUAGUGUGCUUCUACGGAGUCGGAAUGCCGGUGGCGGUGGUGGCGGCGUUUUAUUACAAGAUCGGGUUUGUCGGGCUGUGGAUCGGGUUGCUGGCGGCGCAGGGGUCGUGUAUGGUGACGAUGAUGGUGGUGCUGAUGAGGACUGAUUGGGAGAUGGAGGCAAGGAGAGGGGAGGAGCUCACUGGGGAAUAUCAGAUUCUAGAUGAUCAUCAAACUCUUCAUCGUAAGGUUAAACCCAAAUUCGAUGAAGAUUGCAUUUGUUGA